Messenger RNA from Mus musculus (house mouse), 2957 nucleotides. RefSeq names its product predicted gene, 54302. NCBI's taxonomy places the organism in Eukaryota, Metazoa, Chordata, Mammalia, Rodentia, Muridae. The annotation marks the transcript as partial. The transcript has a single exon. The record is from RefSeq and is a predicted model, not a curated record.
UUCCUCACUGGCGGCAUCAGACCACCGGCGUGCCCCACCACGUCAGACGCGGCAGUGGACACCAGCUCUGAGAUCACCACCAAGGACUUGAAGGAGAAGGAAGUUGUGGAGAAGGCAGAGAAUAGAAGAGAUGCACCUGCCAAUGGGAACGCUCAAAAUGAGGAAAAUGGGGAGCAGGAGGCUGGCAAUGAGGUAGCUGAAGAACAGGAAGAAGGUGUCGAGGAAGAGGAGGAAGAGGAAGAUGGUGAUGGUGAGGAAGAGGAUGGAGAUGACGAUGAGGAGGAUGACGAUGUGGACAGCAAGCAGGGGAAGGCCGAGGAGGAUGACUAGACCGCAAAAGGAAAAGUAACCUUACGCACCGCACCGUGACCUAGUCACCCUCCACUUCCCGUCUCAGAAUUUAAACGCGGUCACCUUCAAAAGGUUUUAUCUAGCUUUUCAGUUUUCAUGUGUUAAACGGGUAGAUCAAUCAGUUACAGGAAAAAUGUUGAUGGCCCCCAUAGCCAAUCAACUUUUAAAACUACAAAUCUGACUAAACAAUAUUCACUCCUCUGCUAAAACUUCUGUGCCAGUGUUCUCUACCUUUAGGAUAGUUUCUUCCAAAAUUGGUGAAGUGACUUGAAAAGUAACUGAUGAUCUACCUAUCUAGCUACAUACCUACACCCACACCCACCACACACGCACUCAUAUGGGGACCAGAAAUUACCUUCAGGGGUCAUUCACCAAGUGCCAUUCUUUUUUUUUUUUAAGAAGUGGCCUCUCUUGGGUUGGAACUCUCUGUACGGGCUAAUCUGCUUGUCAUGAAGCCCCAAGGAUCCCUCUCUGCUUCUCCACUGCUGACAUUGCAACCCCAUAUAACCACAGCCUGAGGAUCGAAUUCAGGUCCUCAUGAUUUCAUGACACGCAUUCUACUGACUGAGCAAUCUCCCCAGCACUAAUAUAACUUUUUUAAAAAAAUGCAAAGCCUUUUAGGAUAUAGACGUUUGCAGAUAUAAGAAUAACAACAGCUUUUUCCUUGCUGAAAUUAACUCCCAUAUUACUUUACAUUUUGGAUUAUCUGACUCUUCUAUGCAUACUCAUAUUGUUAGAUGAUGGAAAGAAGACCAUAAUUGAUUGGUUAAAUUUAUAACUAUAGUAAUCAUUUCUUACUUUUCUGCAUUGUAAACAACUAAAAAUAGGCUGCCAAAGCUAAGGGCAACAAAGAUUUAACUGUAUGUAAUGUAAAAACAGAAGCUAGUAAAACACUUAUUGAAAUUUAUUUCUUGGGGCGAGGGGGGAAACAACAAACAUAUUUCUUGAGACUACAAUGGAAAAAUUUCUUACAGAUGAAGGAAAAUAUCACUUUAUAUACCUCAAAACAAUGGUCUUCUACCUAUUUAAGGAGCUAAAAGCAAAAGAAUAAUGGGGACUUUAUCUUUAAAGUUCAGUACACUACCUAUUAUGCAUAUUUUAUAUUCAAAUAUGUACAUGUGAAUUUACCCCCCCCCAAAGUGGUCAUUCUGAGAUUUAAAAAAAUAAUAAUCUCAUAGUUUAAAAACUUUAAGGCUAGGGAGCCAGGUCAGUGGGAAGAGCUCUUGCUAGACAACUGUUAAGGACCACAGUUCAGAGCCUCAGCAGCCAUGUAAAGUGCUGGGUGGGUGAGGCAAUCUGCUUACCAUGCCAGCACUUGGGAGGACAUAGGGAAUCCCUGUUUAUGCUGGCUAACUAGAAUAGCUGAAUCACCAAGCUCCAGACUCAAUGAGAGACCCUGUCUCAAAUAUGAGGUGGAGAGUGUCAGAACAGACACAAACCCACCACCUCUGGCCUCUGUACUCACAAGAACACAAAAGCACAGAAACACCUGCACCCAUGUGAACACGGACCCACAGACAGUUUCCAUUAAUAAAAGUACCUUUAGUUUUAUCCACACCUCAGCACAAUAAUUCCAAACCACUUGAUACACUGCCUCACAUGAAUUAGCCAACUUUCUUAGUCAAUGCAGCAACAGUAACUGCUGCUACUAUUUUACAUUGUACCAAACGCUUGCCAAACAUCACACUGCUUGAUGAACAUAACUGUUGUGGCUGGUGAGGAGGCUCAGUGGGUAAAGUACUUGCCACUGAACCUGAUGGCCUCAGUUUAUUCCUCAGAACCCACAUGGCAGAGGGAGAAAAGUGACUUCCACAAGCUCUCCUGUCCUCUACUCACAUGCUGUGGUGUGCGCUCUGCCCUCCCUACCCACCCGCCGGUGUAAUGUGGUAAAUAACAGCUUUUAAAUCUUCAUAAGCACCCUAGGAAACAGCUCUCACGGCACUCAUUUUCUGAUGAAGUCUCUGAAACAGAGUGAGAGAACAACCUGUCCAAGGAAGCACAGCUCCAAGGUCGGAGAGCCAGCACUGAUGCAGAAUCCACGGCUUUUAAACAUUACAGCGCUGCCUAACAACACUGCCAAAACCAAUCCAAAAUAUCUCUGAGAUUUCAAUACAGUAAUCAUUUUCACAGCCUAUCUUUUCCCAAGCUUUAUCUACUAUAAAAUAUAAGUUGUAAUUAAGCUCAAGAUUAGAUUUAAAAACUCAUAACCAAAAAAUUGUUACUGUAUAUAUAGUAAACAGCCCCUGUGAAGUUUUAGUCUUCAGAUAAUGAUCAUGAGCAUAUGCAUAUAUGUACACAAAAAAUACCCUCAUAUACAUUACAUAUGUUUAAUACAGACUGAUUCUUCCAGAGAACUUUGGAUUUUGUAGCUAAAACAGGCUCUUACCUGUAGAAGUUCUGGUAGUUAGUUUCUGGACAAAAUGUCCUAACUUCUAACAAAUGAUAUAUUUCCUUUAAUUCUACUGUGUACCACUAUUAUGACUGCCAAUGGUUUAUCACCCAAGAUAAUUUGUUAAGAACAUUCCCAAAACUCAAAAACUUCCUAGGUUUCAUAAUGUUUUCCAACUCAAUAGUUUAGCUCUAUUUUAAAAAUUGUUUACCUUUAU